AUGAGUUAACCGUUGCCCAUCUCCCUCUCAUCGCCUCCUGCUCCUGUUCCCGCGACCCCCCCCCAGGUGGCCGCCACACACGCCGCACGGCAGUUCACCGACACCGCCAACUUCACCCUGCGAUGCGGCGUGUGCCAGAUCGGCAUCAAGGGCGAGAAGGAGGCGGUGGAGCACGCCAAAGCCACCGGCCACCAGAACUUUGCCGAGUACUGAGGAAAGGGUGAUAGCCCCGGCUGGCUGCCUAAGGGGGGCGCUUCUUGCAUGGCUUCGUACAUGGGUUGCAAGGGUGGUGCAUCCGGUGGGGUGAUUGCUUAUGGCUGCGAGAUGGCUGAAUGCAGUCGUGCGGUGGGGACCAAGGAAGCGAGGAUUACACUGGGACUAAGCCGAGGUGGCUGAUGUGUGCUUAGCGGACGCCGCGUUGUGAACCUUCCAGCUUGCUCCAGUACACGGAAAACAUGCAUUUAGGUACAAUUAUAUGCGGUGGCAUUUCAGAGGUGUAGCCAUGAGGGUUUCAAAGAAUGGGUCAAGGAGCUGCAUGUCCGGACUUUAAUCGGAGGUUGGACGAAUGAAUACGGUACAAAACCCUUGGUUUUUUGGUUUAAGGGUACGCUAAGCCUACAGGAACAGAAAUGUAACCCGUGCUGGUUAAGAAGUAAUCGAUAAGUUGUAAUCGGGACAGCUGCAGUGUCAUGUGGCCUGUCGUACCAGUAAGCAGAAAUUACUGGUGCUGACGAUUUAGAAUACUUGCUGCUACCAUUGCAUGUGCCUGCAGCUAUCAUCGGAUAAAGCUCUCUACCCAGUUGUUACCUAGCUUGCACACUGGUACAGUACCUGGUUGGGAACUCCGAUACUCAGAACUCAGCCUACAACCCUGAAGGGUUAAGCUGCUGUUCAAUCCCGACUUGCCUCACGGCUCUCGCUGGUCCCCAAGGCAGUAGGCAUUCCCUGUAUCCAGGUCGCCACAAUGGCUAGCGCGUCCAGCACGGCGUCAUCGCCGCUUAUGACCCCUGUCAAGAUUGGAGACAUCAAGCUGUCGCACCGUGUUGCCAUGAGCGCCUUGACGCGAUUGCGCAACACGCCCGGCACCGAGCUGCCAAACGACCUGUCCAAGCUGUACUACUCGCAGCGCUCUUCCAAGGGCGGCCUGAUUGUUGCCGAGUGCGGCUACGCUCGGGCUGACGGCCGCGGCUACGUCAGGGCUCCCGGCCUGGCCACCGACGAGCAGGCCUCCGCCUGGCGCCCCGUGACGGAGGAGGUGCACGGCAAGGGGGGAGUGCUGUUCGCGCAGAUCUUCCAUGCAGGCCGCGUGUCCCACAGCAGCCUCAUCGGCGGCGCCACCCCCGUGUCGCCCAGCCCGGUGCAGGCGGCAGGUCAGCUCUACGUGGAGGGCGGUGUGAAGGCGGACUUCCAGCUGCCCCGGGAGCUGUCCACGGAGGAGGUGCAGCAGCUGCCGGCGGCGUUCGCGGCGGCAGCGGAGCGGGCUGUCAAGCUCGGCGGAUUCGACGGUGUUGAGAUCCACGGCGGCAACGGCUACCUGCUGCAGAGCUUCCUCGCCAAGAAGACCAACCGUCGCGAGGACAAGUACGGCGGAUCCAUCGCCAACCGCUCGCGGCUUCUGUUGGAGGUGGUUGACGCCGUGGCGGCGGCCAUCGGGCCGGGUCGUACGGCAGUAAAGAUCCAGCCUGGCGUCACGUUUUCGGAUCUUAUUGAGCCGGAGGAGGAUGUACGGGAGACGGUCGAGUACCUGGGACCUGAGCUCUCCAAGAGGAAUCUGUCGUACGUUUGCCUUUCGUCGCUCAACGGCGAGCCGUACUUCAGGUUCCUGGGUCUGUCCGCCCCCAACGUCAGCUUCGAUGUGUUCCGCACCUUCCGGCCGCUCUUCAGCGGCACCCUCAUGAUCAACGGAGGCAUCAGCGUGGAGCAGGGCGAGCAGUACGUGUCGGAGGGUGUUGCCGACGUGGUGUCGUACGGCCUGCCCUUCAUCGCCAACGCCAACCUGCCGGCGCUGGUGGCGGCGGGGGUGAAGAGCGCGGGGCUGAACCCAGGUGGUUUCGAUGCCAAGAUCUGGUACGGCAAGAACCCCGCCGAGGACGCGGUGGGCUACACGGACUGGCCGCUGGCGGAGCCCUCGCCUGCUGCUGCUACUGCCUGAGCGCCGUGUGAUCAGUACCUGGGUCGCUUACCUGGCACAUGGAAGGGAUCUCACCACGAGUCGGGUCGGGUCGGGAGGAGGGAGCUAGCGGGACCCGCCAGCGAGGCCGGCAGACCUGGUUAACACUGGAGGAUAGCGGAUAGUGGACCCCUGCUUAGCUCCUGCAGCUACUGCCUGCAUGCGUGAGGUGUUAGGCGUUAGGCUGCUUGGUGAGCUGGCGUUGUGUAGUGAUACGAAUUGUGUGCGAUUGAACAAGGAGACCCUCAUUGCGUUCGUAUGCUAUUUGGAACUAUGGAAACUGAAACCGCUGAACGAACUAUUGGAAGGCUGCUAGUGAUUCAUGCAUUGCGUACCUUACUUUGCCUGCUUCUGUGAUCUUUCGUGAAGCGCCGCUUCUGCACAUCUUCUGAUAGAAGAGGUUUACAUAUGCGUUGGUUUGUGACUGGAAUGCGUGAUGGUUCGGGAACAUUUCGAUGGGAAAUCGUAUCGGUCAACGUACGGCUCUAUCGUGAUCAUGUCGCAUUGCAUGUGCGCUCGGCGCCCUUCAUUGUGCAAGGGCAUCUCAUAUUGCCUGCAUCAUUCGAUGCAUUGCGACAUGGUCUUGCCGACGGGUUUUGGGAACGGGUGUUGGAAACAUGACACGUGCAAGAGCUCGUGCGUCUUUCGGUCUGGCUCAACGGUAAUGCUUUCUGCUGCUGCGGCUGCUGCUGAAAUGUCGCUUGCGAGCGGAUUAUCCGAAAGACGUUUGCUUGGACGGCAUUGCUGCCCUCAUUGCACACUGUGCUCAGAGGCGGCGGGCUGUACGAUGGCUGGUGGUAAGUAUGGCAUUGUCUGUCCACAACCACUUCUACCGGUACCCACGUGCUCAGUCUGGAGCAAGGGCCCGCACGUGCACAGCGAAGCGACCCCCGGGUCGUUUCAUCUGUUAGGGUGUGACCAAAUGCGUGAUUGUGGCUUUUACCUCGAGCAACACGGUUGUGUUGGUGCCGCGCCAGCAUG
Molecule: messenger RNA, 3151 nt
Organism: Astrephomene gubernaculifera
Lineage: Eukaryota; Viridiplantae; Chlorophyta; Chlorophyceae; Chlamydomonadales; Astrephomenaceae
Source: the annotation of a GenBank genome assembly